Aspergillus vadensis CBS 113365 is the source of this 2421-nucleotide messenger RNA. Its product is annotated as Zn(II)2Cys6 transcription factor. The transcript is spliced from 6 exons. The coding region runs from base 1 to 2421 and encodes 806 amino acids. Gene Ontology annotation, biological process: regulation of DNA-templated transcription. Gene Ontology annotation, molecular function: zinc ion binding; DNA-binding transcription factor activity, RNA polymerase II-specific. Lineage: Eukaryota; Fungi; Ascomycota; Eurotiomycetes; Eurotiales; Aspergillaceae. The record is from RefSeq and is a predicted model, not a curated record.
AUGGCUAUUGUCUACGGAUUGCCCACGGUGGCUUCCACAGUAGCAGCAGCGUUUGCAAUUAUCGCUAUCAUUCUUGGAGCAUGUCUGCCAUCGAGGAUCAAGCUCAUUCAUCUCAUCAGGCUGUCCUGGUCUCGUACAGCUUCACUUUACCUUCCCCUUCCUGAAUGGGUUCCAGCCAUCGCCACCCUCUUCCCUCCGCUUACAGCACUGGCACUAUAUCUUGUCAAUCAACUCGCCCAGCCAGCUGCAGAUAACCGCCAGUCAUCUAGCCCUUGGCGACGAUUCUUUCCCGUCAUCAACCACCUCCAAUCCAUCAUAACCACAGUCAUCGCCACCGUGGCCCUCGCCUAUCUAUACCCAGAGAGCGUCACAACCUGCCGACUGGAGCAGGAAUGGCAGUCGUACUUCCGCGCGAAAGAUGCUCAACCGAUCCGUGCUAUUCAGGACGAGUUCCGCUGCUGCGGAUUCCGGAGUAUCCAUGACCGAGCGUGGCCGUUCAAGGAUAAGACCACCGGGGAUGAUGCUUGUGAGGUACAAUUCAAUUACGGGACAAGCUGUCUGGUCCCGUGGAGACAGCAGCAGCAGAGUGCUUCAUGGAUGGUUUUUGCAGCUGCUAUUUUGACUCUACUCAUGAAGGUUGCGUUAUACCAGGCCCUGCGUCAGCGACCGAGCUGGAUGACAAUGCAGUUUGGCAGACAGGCACGCAGUCAGCAGCGGAUCACGCACGCUGCGUUGGAGGAUGAAGACACCAAUGAUGACGCGGAGGAGGGGCAGCGGGGAGCGUUCCUGCCUCGUGCGGGGAAUUGCCAGAGUUGGACAUGUUACAACGUGUUUCCCGCGAUGGGCUCCAAAACCCUAGGCCUGAAGAAGUACUCACCGCGGUCUCGAACAGGGUGCCGGACGUGUCGUGCACGACGGAUUAAAUGCGACGAGACACCAGGACCAUCAUGCAAGAACUGCACAUCGACAGGUCGUACUUGCGACCGAUCCCCGCAGUUUCAGCUCCCCAUCAAAGCGCGCCUUCGACACGCUAGUCACCUGCACAACUACAUUUCCACCAACCUGCCCGGUAUGACAGCCGACGAGCGCCGCUGUCUCGCCUUAUUUCAGACAUAUACGAUGCCCAUGCUGACCGGGUUAUGUGACUCGGAACUCUGGCAACGCCUUGUGCUACAGAUGAGUCAGAUGGAGCCGGCAGUUGGACACGCUGUCGCAGCGCUGGGGGCAUUCCACGAAACUACGACUGUGGGUGUAGCUGGUAUGAAUAACGAUUAUCAGCUCUUUGCACUGGAGCAAUACGGGCGGGCGAUUGCGGUUCUUCGUCGCCGCCUUGCAUCCGGGUCCGGGGAUCCCCAGCUACGGAUUACAGCGUUGGUAUGCUGUGUGAUCUUUGUGGUGCUAGAGUUAUUGCAAGAUAAUUACGGAAACAUAUUGGUGCAUCUGAGAAAUGGGAUAUACAUCCUUAUGAAUGAGACUGGCCCGAAAGCGAGGGAAGCAAUAUUCAGAUCCCUUCCCGCUGGUCCGAAAAAUGAUAGUGAGCGAGAAGAGGACGCGGUUUUCACGCAUAUGUUUGCGCAGUUGACGGUCCAGGCAGCGCAUUUCAGCGAGGAUUCAGUGAUGAGGUUGCAACCAUUGGAUGCGCAUCUCUCCACGGUGCAUUACGACAGUAUAGAAAUUCGCAGUCUAAUUGAGGCAAAGGAUACGUUGGACCCGUUGAUUGAUAGCAUGGUGCGCUUCUGGACGCGCUGCGAAGCAGAGCUUCGAGAUUGCUCUGCAGAUCAUUAUCCUCUCUAUGUCGAGCGACAACGGCAAUACAGUAACAUACAACGCCAUAUCAACGCCUUUGAGACAUACGUGUCCCAAGCCCAACACUACUCGCCCAAGGAAACUCGAGCUAUCGAUACAAUCCGCGUCAGUCACAUCGUCAUGAGUACCUAUAUCGCCACCUUCAUGGAUCUCACCGAGACCAUCUACGACCGAUUCCUAGCACGAUGGACCCGAGCCGUAAUUUUGACAGAGCAGAUCGUUGCCAGUAUUCAAACGGAAUACGCCCACAAGCAACAGCCACUUCCCAACGUCAUCUCCGAUAUUGGGGUCUUCGUCCCAUUGUUUUCGGUAGGGAUCAAGUGCCGCGAUGUGGGUAUCCGAGAGCGUGUGUUGAGGUUGUUCCGCACAUGGCCGCAUCGUGAAGGACUGCAUGACUCAAUGUCAUACUUAUACAUGGUGCGGGAAAUAGCGAAGCUGGAAGGGGAGGCAGCCGAUGCUAAUGGGUAUGUGCCGGAGAAGGCGAGGGUGCGAACGAUGAUGUUUGAAAAGGUUGGAGAUGGAAAGCAUGCGGUGCUACACUACGCGUUAUCGGAUCCAGAGGCGAAAGAAUUGGUAAUGAGGAGAAGAGUUUUUGUAAUGGAUGAAUUGAUAUAA